GUGAACGAAAGGAUUCACCAUUCACCGAGGAUGCUGAUCGAAUCCGGAUCAAUAAUAAAAAAAAUAUUACAGAAGCAUCUUUUAGCACAUUUUGGGGAAGGAUCCCAACGAAAGUGAAGCCUCCUGGUUCCCAGACGCUACCGGAUCAGAGGAGGUACUCCAUAAAAGGGGAGUGGCAAAGGGUGUUUUCAUCGGCUAAAUGAAGUGAUGGGUCGUUCGUGAACGAUACGGCUCCCGGUGACGUCUUAUUAUUAUUUAAGCCAACUACGAGAUCCGGGCUCCUGCGGAGUGUUCACGUGACCUGACCAAGCCGGAAGUCGGCCAAAGAGAGAGAAAGCGAGAGAGAGAGAGAGAGAGAGAGCAUGGUUGCUUCCAGUGGAGUGGAUGAAGAAGAGAAGAAGGAGGAGAGAGGGGAAAGCGGGAUGCUGACAGAUUCCUGAUAGAUUGGCUAAAAUGGCGAAAGCGGGUUCAGUCGCCCCCGUAGUUCCCGGACAUCGGAACAUGUAACGUGGAUGUUUUGUUUUUUUUUUUCCUGAGCCGGAGCCGUUAACUUCACCCUGUUUUUUUUUUGUUUGUUUUUUUUUGUGCCGGAUUAUUUGAGCGUUUUAAAUGGCACCCACCAGCCGCCGCUUCCGCCUGGUUCCGUGCUUCUUUUUGGGGAUCCUCCUUAACGCUUUCAUCGGUGUGUCAUGUGAUGCGGAGCUGUCCUUCACCCUGGAGCCCAGUGACAUCAUCGCGGUACAGCAGCAGCCCCUCAUGCUCCACUGCCAGGUGAACGGUAUCCCCCCUAUCACGACACAAUGGCGGCACAACGGCGUGCUCGUGACUCAGGACCAGUAUCACGCCACCUUCAUCAAUGGCUCCCUCCUCAUCGGGCACUUCCUGAAGACCAAAUCCGAUAACUCAUCCGAUGAAGGGGACUAUGAGUGUAUGGCGCAGAAUUCCUUUGGGUUGGUGGUGAGCCGUAAGGCGCGGAUACAAGCAGCCACCAUGGCCGACUUCCACGUCCAACCGGAAGGGGUUCACGUCGAGGAGUCUGGUGUGGCCAGAUUCCAGUGUCAGAUUCACGGUCUGCCAGAGCCCGUUAUCAGCUGGGAAAAAGAUGGCCGUCCCGUGGAGACCAAGGACAAAAGGUACACCCUUUUACCUACGGGUGUUCUGCAGAUUACGGGAGUACGUGAGGAGGACAGUGGAAAGUUCUGCUGUGUGGCUCAUAACAGCGCCGGAGUCAAACACAGCACCGAGGCCCUCCUUACCGUUUCAGGUUCCCAGUCUUCUGUUUACAAAGAACCGAUGAUCCUCGUUGGGCCGGAAAACCUCACCCUCACUGUCCACCAAACGGCCAUUUUGGAGUGCGUUGCUACAGGAUACCCUCGACCCAUCGUGUCUUGGAGCAGGCUAGACGGGCGCCCAAUCGGUGUGGAGGGAAUCCAAGUGCUUGGCACCGGCAACUUGAUGAUUUCCGACGUUGGUGUGCAACACUCAGGGGUUUACGUGUGUGCUGCGAACAAACCGGGGACCCGCGUUCGUAGGACCGCUCAGGGUCGUCUUGUGGUCCAAGCUCCUGCGGAGUUUAUUCAACCUCCGCAGUCCAUCGCUCGCCCCGUGGGGACCACCGCCAUCUUCACCUGCCAAGCCCAGGGUGAGCCAGAGCCCCAGCUGACUUGGUUGAAGAACGGACAGAUCUUAGAGCCCGGGGGCCACGUCAAACUCAGGAACAACAACAGCACGCUGACCAUUUACGGCAUCAGCCAGGACGACGAGGCCAUCUACCAAUGCAUCGCUGAGAACAACGCCGGCUCCACGCAAGCCAGCGCUCGCCUCACGGUGCUCUGGGCCGACGGGCUCCCCGGUGUGCCCACCGACGUGCAGGCCGAGUCCCUCUCACCGACCACCAUCCAGGUGUCCUGGAGGGAGCCCGAUCAGAACACGCAGGACAUCAUCGGCUACGUCCUGCACAUACGCCGGACCGCAGACCCCGUGGAAAUGGAGUACGAGGAGGCCGUGAGUAAAGUGACGCUGCAGCAGAUCAUCCGAGAUCUGGAACCCUCCACCAGCUACACCUUCUACGUCAAGGCCUACACGUCCCACGGAGCCAGCAAGCCUUCAGACAGCGUCAUGGAGAACACGCGUGGGGAAGUUCCGGCCCCCCCGUCCCUCGUCACCAAGGUGGUGAACAGCAGUGUGGUGCAGGCGGUGUGGGAAGCUUCCACCAAGAUGGGUCAGCACCAAGGCUUCCGCCUCUAUUACAGAAGGGCCCACACGGCAGCCUUUACCGGGCCCGUCGUCUUGCCGCGCAACGCCACCCAGUACAACAUCACCCAGCUGGAUCCGUCACUGGUCUACGAGAUUAAUCUGCUAGCGUACAACCAGCACGGCGACGGCAACGCCACCACGCGCUUCGUUUCGCUUCGAGACGUGCUGGAGAAAUCUGUUUUGGACGCCUCGUGCGAUUGCGUGCAAGACGAGCACAGCAAAACGUCCGCCACCGGCAUCAUCAUCGGUAUCCACAUCGGCGUCACCUGUAUCGUCUUCUGCGUUCUUUUCCUCGUCUUCAGCUACCGCGGCAGGUUGAUGAUGUGUAAGGCGGUUCAGGCCACCCCCCAGGCGGCACGCAACGCGGCGCUGGAGUCUUCCUCCUCAUCCCAGGGGGCCACCGGGCUCAACAUGGCCACCAGGAGAGAAAUGGAGGUCAACGGUUUCGCAGGAGGGAACAAAGUGGUCGACAGCAACGAGCUGGAGCAACUCUUCCCUCGACCCAAUACACCAGACUCACGCAGGGUUGACUCCACCGUUGUGUCCUACUCACCGAAUACCACCCAACUCUCCACGAUACCGCUCGACGAAUUCACCGUGGAACGGGAUUCGCGGAAACAGUUCCAGGAGUCCCUGGCGACACGAACGGGUCAACAGAACCAAGACUAAUUUAGCGUACGAUGUACCGACUCACGCGCGAAUCUGUCUGUGGUGUCCACUCAGCUUCUUUCUCACUCAGGUUGUUCUUUCAAAGUAGUUUGCAUUUUGUGCAACGGUUUUUAUUCGUAAGUUAAAACGGUUCUAUCGAGUCUAGGAUUGAUUUUAAGGAACUUAAAAUUUUUUCCCAGGAAAACCAUCUAAGUGUUCUUGUGCUCUCACUGGUUGUUUUUUUUUCGUUUUCUGGUCUUAGGCAAAACGCAAAAGAACCCCAAAAAUGUCCUUGUUAUACAAAGAUGAUUUCAUUUUUUAAGUUUAUAAUUAUAUAUUUACAUAUAUCUUUAUCAUCUCGGUGUGGAAGUGGUUAUAAGUUAUUGGUCUUAUCGCUACACGAUUCCAUCUUCCUCGCUCACAGAAGACCUAAGCCUUCUUUAAGGGACUCGGUGUGUUCUGUCUCAGGACUUUUGUUUUCUUCAGUCAGGAAUUCUGGGCCUUCAUGCAGGCGUUGGGUUGUAUGAAGAUUGUUAUUUCACAAAAAUGAAAAAAAAAAAAAAAAAAAAAAACUACCUCAGCCGGGAAUGAAUGUGUUACGGGAAGCCUUUGUGGACUUUAUCUUCCCUUGUGUUCUCACUUACUUUACAUGCGAAAAGGAACUGAUGGGUCCGAAUUACAAGAUCAGGUGCCGCGCUACCUCAGAUGUCAAGAAUCGAGUCUCUCUCCUAAGCUCCUCUCGUGCUUUGUCGUAAGCAAAAUACGACAAAUACGAGUAUCCAACAAAAAGCACUUCCAAAUGCUGAAUUGAAUGUUCUACCUCAAAAUAACAUUGUUGUUGUUGUCACUGUUGUCGUUGUUUUUAUGCAUCAGGAAAAAAAAAUUGCCUCGUUUUUUUUUUAUUUUUUGGGAAGAAUGUGACGUGUGUGUUGCCACGCUGAAAAGAAAAAAAAGUAAAACAUGAGAUUAUGAAAUUCAAUCACAACACUAAAUUCAUCACGCAGCGACUUGAUACUCAAAAUAUUUAUAUACAAACAUGUCCCAAUAUGACUUGAAAAAUCAAAAUGUUCCCAUCACAGCAAAACAUUCAUUGGUGUGCUGCGAUGACGUCAGCUUCCCUGGGUUCUGGGUCCUCUGGCUCCCUCUAGUGUACAGAAGCAGCAUUCCAGUUCCAUUUUCUCUAUUUAUCGAUGUUUUUUUUCCCCAUAUAAAACGAGUAUUGAUACAUGUUUCGAUAUUUCUGAUGAAUAACCUUUUGAGUGUUAGUCGCUGUGUGAUGAGUUUAAUGCCGGCCUCUAAAUUUAGUGUUCCCUCGUUUAUCACAGGGGAUAGGUUCCAAAAAUAGCCCGCAAUAAGUGAAAUCCAUGAAGUAGCCAACUUCAUUUUUUUUUGCAUUUUCGUACUUUUUGCUGUAUUGCCUCGUUUUUUUUUUAUUUUUUGGGAAGAAUGUGACGUGUGUGUUGCCACGCUGAAAAGAAAAAAAAGUAAAACAUGAGAUUAUGAAAUUCAAUCACAACACUAAAUUCAUCACGCAGCGACUUGAUACUCAAAAUAUUUAUAUACAAACAUGUCCCAAUAUGACUUGAAAAAUCAAAAUGUUCCCAUCACAGCAAAACAUUCAUUGGUGUGCUGCGAUGACGUCAGCUUCCCUGGGUUCUGGGUCCUCUGGCUCCCUCUAGUGUACAGAAGCAGCAUUCCAGUUCCAUUUUCUCUAUUUAUCGAUGUUUUUUUUCCCCAUAUAAAACGAGUAUUGAUACAUGUUUCGAUAUUUCUGAUGAAUAACCUUUUGAGUGUUAGUCGCUGUGUGAUGAGUUUAAUGCCGGCCUCUAAAUUUAGUGUUCCCUCGUUUAUCACAGGGGAUAGGUUCCAAAAAUAGCCCGCAAUAAGUGAAAUCCAUGAAGUAGCCAACUUCAUUUUUUUUUGCAUUUUCGUACUUUUUGCUGUAUUGCGGCGUUUUUGUUUCCUUGUUAAAACAUAUUUCUGCAGUACUCCUGCUGUUGCUAUGCUCCUCCUUCAAACUGAAGGAGAAAAAAACUUACUGAAAUUAAGACCGAAACCCAAUUAGUUAAAAUAAUAAUUCUAAAAAUAUGCAUAUUUCACGCCUGUGACUGUGCAUUUUCGUACUUUUUGCUGUAUUGCGGCGUUUUUGUUUCCUUGUUAAAACAUAUUUCUGCAGUACUCCUGCUGUUGCUAUGCUCCUCCUUCAAACUGAAGGAGAAAUUAAAACUGAAAUUAAGACCGAAACCCAAUUAAUUAAAAUAAUAAUUCUAAAAAUAUGCGUAUUUCACGCCUGUGUUGCUGUAUUGCGGCGUUUUUGUUUCCUUGUUAAAACAUAAAUGUCUUUUCAUAAUAUUAUACUAUUUUUCUUCUUUCCAGUGUGGCCAAAUACUGAUUAUUGUUGUAUUUUUUUUUAAUGUAUGAUUAUUAUUUCAUUUAUUUGUACUUUUUUUUAAACAGUUGGAAAAAAUUCUGCAUUGAAAAUAAAAUUUUCCAGACUAUUAACUGCUAAAUGAGCUACGACGCUCGUUUGGAUAUAACGACGUUAAUUGUCAAGACGUCAAGUGAACCAUGAAGACAUUUUCACGUGCGGGUGAUUUUUUUUUUUCAUUCGUUUUUAUGGAUUUAAUUUCAACGCAAGCACAAAUCCGAUAAAACUGCCAAGAAAAUUUUGACACUUUUCCUGGCAAAGUCCAAUAUUUUGGUCAGUCUCUUUCCGAGGUUGGGAGAAGAAGGUUGAUGCUGCUACUUUCCUGAUCAAAUGAGAUUAAAAAAAUUAUUUUUUCGAUUACAAUUGGAAGUAUAUAAUGUAAUUCAUAUUUCCAUCCAAAAAAUAUAUUUCUCUAUUCUUCAAAAAUGUACAAUUAAUAAAUGAUUGCCGUUUUUUGUGGUUGAAUACGGUCUAUUAUUAGUAAAGAAAUAAGGCAUUGAAAAGACUUGUAAUUUCGUAUCCGUGACUUUAAGAAGUGAGGCAAGCUAGAGUUAGCGCUAGCAGUAGCAGUUUAGCAGCGUAGAGAGCUGCCGACAGCAGCUCCUGUGUGAAUGUUCUUUUCUUGUUAACAAAGCGACUGAUGUCCAUUGUGAGUAAAGUAUUCUAGUAUUGUAGUAUUCUAGUAUAGUAGUAUUCUCAAAAUUGAUGAAACUAUGUUGAUUCUCAGGUGAGUCUAUUGGAUCUUAUUUAGGUCUUAUUUAGAUAGCUUAUUAUGACUUCUGUAUUGGGUAAUACAAGUGUGAUGAGGUGAUUUGAUAAUGCGAAAAAUUGUAUUUAUAAAGUGAUGAACAGGUUUGCUUGAUACUGUAACAACAAAAAUAUUCAAUUUAUUAAACAUUUACGGGAAUUUACUUGUCAGGAACCGGUUAAUGAGUAAUGAACGAGUGACGAUUGUCGUUUUAAAUGCAGAAAAUAAUUCAAAAUCAGAAAACGGAAACCGAAAAUUGUCAUAAAUAACAAAAUCUUACCAAAUUUUGGGCGUUCAAAAAACGACUUAAUGCUCUUAUUAAGGAAAAACAAAAGCAUCAACCUUCUUCUCUUUUAUCGAAAAAAGAUGCUGAAAUAUUUUGGACUUGACGUGACAGGACUGGUGCUGAUCUCCAAACCGCCAUUGCUGCUUGGUUUUAAAUCCUCAUUUCAGAGCUUCAGGAAAACAGUCAUGCUGGACGUCAAUGACCUAAGCGGUCACAGGGUCUCGCUCUGAUAUGCAUUAUGGUUACCUACCUCAGUGGUUUCUGUCAGGUCAAAAGGAAUCAAACGUUGUACAGUACACGCAACUGUGAAACAUCGACCGGACACGUAUACGUACUCGCCGUAUGCAAAUACACGGAAACUUGUAGGCACUCUCUGUCGUGCACUAAUGACUGCGACCAUGUUCUUGCUUAGUUCGUAGUUAAUGUGAAUGCGUGAAUUAAUCGGAUUCUUGUUCAUUUUUUUUAUAUCGGAAAUUUAUGAAGUUAUUUUUUUGUCAC
Messenger RNA from Doryrhamphus excisus (bluestripe pipefish), 6864 nucleotides. The record is from RefSeq and is a predicted model, not a curated record. Lineage: Eukaryota; Metazoa; Chordata; Actinopteri; Syngnathiformes; Syngnathidae.